Alternaria rosae is the source of this 1611-nucleotide messenger RNA. RefSeq lists its product as uncharacterized. The transcript is spliced from 2 exons. Lineage: Eukaryota; Fungi; Ascomycota; Dothideomycetes; Pleosporales; Pleosporaceae. The record is from RefSeq and is a predicted model, not a curated record. Bases 1 to 1611 code for a protein of 536 amino acids.
AUGCCACCGAAACGACGUGCUAAUGAUGCCGAUGAUGAUUCUAAGAAGUCACCUAAUGAGAGAUGGCCAGGCUUGCGAGACCGAUCCAAGUUGAAGACGACAGCCCGCAACGACGACACCGCCCAACCCUCCUCGUCUCCAAUCAACAAUUCCACAGCGUCCAAUGCCAUCCAGCAGGACAAUGCCCAAACUGAGGCAGAAAGUACUGCAGCACCAAUCAAUAAAAUACAAGAAGAAAUCGAGAAAAAGCAAAAGUCUCUUCAAUACAAACUCCAGAAAGCAAGAGAGGCUGCAGAGGACAAGGGCCAACAAGACAAUGCAGACAAACGCUCACGGGCACAUCUUAAGCGUCGUGACGCCACCUUAGCGAGCGACCUCAGGGCCUUCGAGGAAAACGGGGUAGGUAUGCUCCAGAAUAUGAAUUGGCGAAGCAUGCCGCCCGAUCAGCUACGUAUGCGUAUUCCAAGGGCGAAGAACUUUUCCGUGGGACUAGGAGAGCUUUUUGGGAUGACGCAGGUGCCGAUGGAACCUUACAACUUAUUACUCGAUACCGAUGCUAUUGAAAAGAAAAGAAGGGAGGUGGAAGACCGGUCCUCCGGGUUUUUUUCCUUUGGGUUGUUAUCCAGGGGGUGUGGGGAACAACGAUCAGAUAUGAGCGAAUCUCAUUCCGAACGACGGGCACGCGAGUUAGGGCUUUCGGAAAGACCACCGACAGAUGGUCAUGUCAAUGACGCUUUAUCAACAGCCAGAGAUCUUCGUAGGACACGAUUAGAAAGCGGCUUGUUUAUCUCAGCGGGCGAGACAUGGGCCGACUGGAACAAUUCUGACGAGCGAGAAGCACCGAAUGAUCUUUACGAUCAAUUGACCAUAGACGAGACGCCAGAUGACGGCGAUGACUCUAGUGACGACGAAAACGACUUGUUUGCGAUCAGUUACCGCGAAUGCAGUGGUCUGGCAGGUUUUCCCCGUGCUGGGGAGGGUGUCGGAGGCGGAGGCAGUGGUGAAGAUAAUGAAGGUGAUGAUGGCGGCGAUGGUAACAAGAGGAACAAGAAAGACACCAAUGAUCCAGUAGCACCAGCCAACGUUGCUCGUGGCCCACCCAUUGGGCCCAAAGCUCGACCCAAGGCGACAAACAAGAACACCGAGAAACAUGACUACACGCAAUACAAUCGCGUGCAACUGCGUACAGCUUUGAAGUAUCGAGAGCAAGCUCAGAGUGCUAAGCUGAUAGGGGAGCUUCACAGGCGUGCUGGUGAAUACGACGAGAAGAAAGCACCUGAUGCUAUUCAUCACUAUAUCCUCGAAGAUCGAAAAGCCGCAAAUAAGCUUCUUCUCAAAAUUACAGGAAUGGGUGCUGAGUGGUGGACUGCCUAUAAAGAAGCACUCGAUGAGCAAAAGCAUCAAGCUGGAGAGUCUGGGCGGGAACAGGAGGCCAGUUCAGAGGGAUUAGACGAGCACAAUACGGAAACAGAUCAGACUGGCGAACAAGUAAGUGCUGAUAUAUCAGAAGAGGAUUCUCCCGAGUCAAAUGGAAAGGACAAAUCCAAGAAGCCAUUUAAAUCUACGAAGAAAAAGCAGGCAACGCGGCCAAAACGUAAGAGCAAGAAGUAG